AUGGUGCCUAAGAUUCCUACGAUUGUAGAAAUACGAGCAUCCACUGUAGUGCUUAGCACCCCUGAUGCCUCGGCUACCGUUGUGAGAGUUGGCGAAAACCUCGCAGUCAAGUUGGGUCGUACCGUUACUCUUCUAGAAGCUGAUAACCUCCGAUUCCUGUCAACGAACAGCAAAGUUCCUGUACCAGAAGUAUACGCAACGAUGGUGGAGCCAGAGACUAAUAGCAAAUUCAUCGUCAUGGAGUACAUCGAUGCCAAGAUCCUGGCAGAUCUCUGGCCGUGCCUUGAAGCUCCUGAUAAGCUAGAAAUUGUCGGCCAAAUUCGUGCCAUUCUACAGGACUUGCGCAGCCUUAAGCCGCCCUCUUAUUUUGGUUCUCUUGAUCGACGGCCCCUUGAGGAUGGAUGCUUUUGGACUCCAGGACGGAACCCAGCCAUGUCCGGUCCCUUUGAUACGGAGGACGACCUCAACGAAGGGAUGCUCAAGAAGAUGGCGGGAACUCAGCACCAGAAAUAUCUCGCAUUCCUACGAACAGUCAUGUCAUGGCAGCGAUAUUGCGCGAUCAUCAAGUCAAAUUCACUCACGGGGAUCUGCAAGCUAAAAAUAUUCUUGUGA
Fusarium venenatum is the source of this 612-nucleotide messenger RNA. RefSeq lists its product as uncharacterized. NCBI's taxonomy places the organism in Eukaryota, Fungi, Ascomycota, Sordariomycetes, Hypocreales, Nectriaceae. The record is from RefSeq and is a predicted model, not a curated record.